This is a messenger RNA of Podarcis muralis (Common wall lizard), 1912 nucleotides long. NCBI's taxonomy places the organism in Eukaryota, Metazoa, Chordata, Lepidosauria, Squamata, Lacertidae. The record is from RefSeq and is a predicted model, not a curated record.
CCUUCCUUCCUUCCUUUCUGAAUGUACUUCUGAGCAUGUGCAGAGUUCCUUUUUGGAAUGUUGUGGUUCUAGCUUCCACGUCAGAUAGAUUAUCACAUCCUGGGGUGGAUCAUAUUCUCUGCAGUUUCUCUGCUCUUUCUUUCUUUCUAGAAGUCUUGUGUGUAUAGCAACAUCUGAUUUUUAAUUUAGCUGGAACAUAGCCUGCUGUGCAAAGUAUAAGGUGCUUACUUGCUUUGGAGCAACACCCUUUCAAUGGCACAUAUCAGUAUAAAUCAGUAUCUGCAACAGGUGUUAGAAUCUAUUGACAGCAGAGAUGGACUGUUUUGUGCAGAGUUGGUGUCAUUUAAACAUCCUCAUGUUGCAAAUCCUAGACUUCAGCUUUCAUCUCCAGAAGAAAAAUGUCAGCAAGUGCUGGAACCACCCUAUGAUGAAAUGUUUGCUGCCCACUUAAGAUGUACUUACGCAGUUGCCAACCACGAUUUUGUAGAAGCUUACAAGUGCCAGACAGUUAUAGUACAAUCUUUCCUGAGAGCCUUUCAAGCACACAAAGAAGAAAACUGGGCUUUGCCUAUUAUGUAUGCGGUAGCCCUCGAUCUUCGAAUUUUUGCUAAUAGUGCUGACCAGCAGCUGGCAAAGAAAGGCAAAGGCAAAGUUGGCGACAUGUUGGAAAAAGCAGCAGAACUCCUUAUGAGCUGUUUUCGAGUAUGUGCCAGCGACACUCGAGCUGGCAUUGAGGAUUCCAAGAAGUGGGGCAUGUUGUUUCUGGUGAAUCAGCUGUUCAAGAUUUAUUUUAAGAUCAACAAGCUUCAUCUGUGCAAGCCGCUGAUAAGAGCAAUUGAUAGCUCAAAUCUUAAAGAUGAAUACAGUAUGGCACAGAGGGUGACAUACAGAUACUAUGUUGGACGGAAAGCUAUGUUUGACAGUGACUUUAAACAAGCCGAAGAGUAUCUAUCUUUUGCCUUUGAGCACUGCCACCGCUCCAGCCAGAAAAACAAAAGGAUGAUUUUAAUUUAUUUGCUGCCUGUGAAAAUGUUACUGGGCCACAUGCCAAUGAUCCAGCUUUUAAAAAAAUAUGACCUCAUGCAGUUUGCUGAAGUUACAAAGGCUGUGAGUGAAGGGAACCUUCUUUUAUUGAACGAGGCUCUGGCAAAACAUGAGACAUUCUUCAUUCGCUGUGGUAUCUUCCUUAUUCUCGAGAAGCUGAAAAUCAUCACCUACAGGAAUCUCUUCAAGAAAGUGUAUUUGUUACUCAAAACUCACCAGCUGUCUUUAGAUGCCUUUCUGGUUGCCCUGAAAUUCAUGAAAGUUAAUGAUGUUGAUACGGAUGAAGUCCAGUGCAUUCUAGCUAACCUCAUAUAUAUGGGUCACAUCAAAGGCUAUAUAUCGCACCAGCACCAAAAGCUUGUGGUCAGCAAGCAAAACCCGUUUCCUCCGCUGUCUACCGUCUGCUGAAUCUGCUGUGACCUAAAUGGAGAUGUGCUGUCCAUUGACGCAGGUUGCUGUUGGAGCAGGAUAGAACUGGCCAUGAAUUUAGACCAAAUCUGUUGGGAGUACUCAAGAGUAUUUAAGAGACUGCUAUAAUGAAAUGGGGCUUUCCUGCUUAUUCCUCCAACCCGAUGCCACUCUGCACUGUCAUAGGACCUUUUCAAACAGCAGGCAGGCAGAGGCUGCAGCAGGCUAGGGAAAAUGGGAGAAUCUGGCGAGGCUGCCUUGUGGAACUGUGCUGGAUCCAAGCCUUGUAGAAAACUGCAAACUUUUUUAAAAAAUUGUUUUUGUACAGUUGUGUCUUCUUUUGACACCCUUUGGUUAAAUGUUACUGUAGCUGGAACAGUUGAAAAUGUGUUUUGCAACCAUUUGUAUCUGAUAUUGGUUGACUAAAUAGUGAAUAACAGUAAACAUUUAUCUUGUGGUA